Messenger RNA from Culicoides brevitarsis, 7724 nucleotides. It is a transcript of the gene Tor, whose product is annotated as serine/threonine-protein kinase mTor. Gene Ontology annotation, cellular component: TORC2 complex; TORC1 complex; nucleus. The transcript is spliced from 8 exons. Gene Ontology annotation, biological process: protein phosphorylation; negative regulation of macroautophagy; TOR signaling. NCBI's taxonomy places the organism in Eukaryota, Metazoa, Arthropoda, Insecta, Diptera, Ceratopogonidae. Gene Ontology annotation, molecular function: protein binding; protein-containing complex binding; protein serine/threonine kinase activity. The coding region runs from base 279 to 7724 and encodes 2481 amino acids. The record is from RefSeq and is a predicted model, not a curated record.
AAAAAUUAAAUUUCGUCUGUAAAAUCAUUAAAAUUCCUGAAAAAUCCCAUUUCUAACUGUAAAUAAGUGUUUGUUGCAUCGAAAGUCGAUGAAGUUUGCACGUAAAACGUGAAAGUGCGUCGAAAAAAGCAAAAUAUUAAUUUUCACUGAAAACAGCUGAUCGAACAUAAAUGGCGACACAGUGAAAAAAAUCAAAACAAACCACAUUUUAGACACAAAUCACUUCGUAUUCGAGAAGAAAUUGUAAUUUUUGUCACGUGACUUCAUAAAAAGUCACAAUGUCCGAAGCAGUUGUCACGCAAUUCGUGCAAGGACUAAAGUCCCGUCACAAGGAUGUCCAGAACAAGGCUUCGCACGAUUUGUUCAUGUAUGUCAAGACGGAGCUGCGGGAGAUGCCGCAAGAGAAUAUUGUGCAGUUCUUCGAUACGUUCAAUAGUCACAUCACGGAUAUGUUGAACAGCACGGACAUUUGGGAGAAAAAAGGAGGCGUGUUAGCCAUAAAAUGUCUCAUCAGUGCCGAUGUUGUCAACACUACCACCCGAAUUUCGCGUUAUUCCAACAAUUUACGGUAUUUAUUGCCAUCCAACGAUACCGGCGUCACGGAAUUAGUCGCAAAAACUUCUGUUAAACUUGCUUUGCUGCCCGGAUCGAAGGGUGCCGAGUCCUUCGAGUUCGAUAUUAAGCGUGCUUUUGAAUGGUUGUCCGAAGAUCGGAAUGAAGCUAAACGUCAUGCUGCCGUAUUGCUACUUCGCGAACUCGCAGUUGCAAUGCCCACAUUUUUCUACCAACAAAUUUCCCGCUUCUUCAAUGACAUUUUUAAAGCAAUUUUGGAUCCAAAACCCUUGAUUCGCGAGGGUGCUGGACAGGCUUUGCGUGCCGCACUUGUCGUUACAUCACAACGUGAAUCCGUGAAAUCGCAAAAUAAGCAGCAAUGGUAUCGCCAAUGCUAUGAUCAAGCAAUUGCCUCGUUUGGUGAGGUUAGUUUGAGGGAAAAAGGCAUCACGAGAGAUGAUCGCGUUCACGGAGGAUUGAUUGUGUUGAAUGAAAUCCUUCGUUGUUCGAAUGUGGUGUGGGAACGCAGACAUCAUGCGUUAAAACGGUUGAGACCGGAGUACAAAAAACCCCAAAAUGAGGAAAGUUCAACGAUUUUUCCGCGAUUUAAGGUGCCAUUUGUGGAAAAACGGAGCAAUCCAUCGACGCCGAUCAAGCAAAAUCCCCCGAUUUCCUAUAAUUUCGACCAAAAUCCCAAGUUUUAUCGGAAAUCGAGUCUCAUGUCGCAAGAAUCGUGCUUGUGUCGGCAACUUGUGAUGGAAAAUUACGAAGAAAUUUGUAAUAAAGUGCUCGAACAACGGCUUAGUCGGUCGACGCACGUGCAACAAAUGAUCAACGCUAUUUUGCCUCGCUUAGCAGCUUUUAAUCGGGAUCUUUUUGUCAAGAGACAUCUUGCUAUCACACUUAAUCAUCUUCUCAUAACGCUCAAAGGCAAGGAGAAAGAUCGCAAUAUGGCUUUUAUCACUGUGGGUUACAUCGCGGUCGCUGUGGAGAACGAUAUCAAACCCUACAUCAGUCGCAUCAUGGAGGUCGUGAAGCUCGCGCUGCCCAUUCGUGAUGCCGCAGUCGCCAAACGUAAAUCCUCCAUGGAUUUCUUCGUUUUUGUUUGCAUCACACUCCUGGGACAUGCAGUUAAGAGUGAAAUUGCCUCCGAUAUCCGUGAAAUCCUCGAACCGAUGAUGGCGACGGGUCUCAGUGCUCCCCUGACAAUUUGCCUGCAAGAAUUGGCCGAAAAUAUUCCGGAACUCAAACGGACUAUCUCGGAGGGGCUCAUCAAGAUGUUGUCGAAUGUGUUGAUGGCGAAACCAGCAGCGCAAAGUGGCACGCCGAAACACGGGACAAUCGCACAAUUUGCCGCCUUGACAGUUGCUGACACGACGCCAGAGAAUGCGACAAUUGUGUUGGCGUUGAAAACAUUGGGAACGUUCAAUUUUGAGGGACAGAAUUUGUUGCAGUUCGUUCAACGAUGUGCUGAUCACUUUUUGACGCAUGAAGCGCAGGAAGUGAGACUCGAAGCGGUGGUCACGUGUUGUCGAUUGUUGAAAUUAUCCAUUGGAAUUACGGGAGAUGGAGAAGGCAUCACCGAAACCUUAAAAGAAACUGUCGGCAACGUUUUAGAGAAACUUUUGAUCGUUGGAACAACCGACGUCGACGCCAACGUCCGUUUACAAGUCCUAAAAUCCUUGGAUCACACUUUCGAUCCCCAACUAGCGCAACCCUGGUUCCUCAGCUCACUUCUCAUCACCAUGCACGACGAGCAAUUCGAAAUACGAGAACUCGCCGUCAUCAUAAUUGGUCGCCUAUCAACUCUAAAUCCCGCUUACGUCAUGCCAAACCUCCGUAAAUUACUCGUGCAACUUUUAACUGAACUCGAGUACUCCGGCAUGAGUCGCAACAAGGAACAAGCUGCCCGAAUGUUGGAUCACCUGAUCGUCAAUACGCCACGCUUGAUUUCGUCGUACAUGAGACCGAUCCUGAACACGUUAGUGCCAAAGCUGAAAGAGCCUGAAAGCAAUCCGGGCGUAAUUUUGAACGUUCUUCGUGCGAUCGGCGACUUGGCGGAACUGAAUUGCGGUUGUAACGUCAUGGAGCAGUGGGCGGACGAGCUGCUUGAUAUUUUGAUUGAAAUGUUGGGCGAUGCGGGUGCUCCGAACAAGAGAUGCGUCGCUUUGUGGACAUUGGGGCAACUUGUAGGAGCUACGGGACAAGUUGUGACGCCUUAUUACAAAUAUCCCGGGUUAAUUGACAUCUUAAUUGGGUUUCUGAAGAUGGAAACGCAACCAAAUGUGCGUCGCGAGACAAUCCGCGUCCUUGGAUUACUCGGGGCACUUGAUCCGUACAAGCAUAAACUCAAUCGCGGAUGGAUCGAUAAGCCAGAUAACGAUAAAAAUGUGUUAAUUUCCGUGUCGGAUGUCAAAGGGGAUGAUCACAUCGACUUAUCGACCGCUGAAAUGUUGGUAAAUAUGAACAACGUGCUCGAGGAAUAUUAUCCGGCGGUCGCUAUUGCAACACUUAUGAAGAUUUUGAAGGAUAAGACGCUUGAACAAAACCAUAUUGCCGUCGUACAAGCCAUCACGUUCAUUUUUAAGAGUCUCGGCAUCAAAUGUGUCCCUUAUUUAUCGCAAGUUUUACCGAAUUUGCUUGCAAAUAUCCAAAGUGCACCCGAUAACACUUGCGAAUUCUUGUUCCAACAACUUUCGAUACUCGUGGAAAUCGUCAAGCAACACAUUAUUUUCUACAUGGAUGACAUUUUCAAGCUUAUCAAGGAUUCCUGGCAGCGAAAUUCACUCCAAGCAACUUUAAUCAAUCUCGUGGAGAAAAUUGCUGUUGCUCUAGGAUGCGAAUUUCGCGUUUACUUGGCUCAACUGAUGCCGCAAAUACUAAAAGUGCUGAUUCAUGAUUCCUCGAAGGAUAGAACGGUCACCAUUAAGCUCCUGAAUGCCUUCCAAAAGUUCGGGAAUAAUUUGGAUGACUACUUGCAUCUUGUACUGCCACCAAUUGUCAAGUUAUUCGAGCCAACGAACGAUAUUCCGAUCCAGGUGUGUCAAAGCGCCUUGGAUACCAUCAAUCAUCUCGCCGAAAUUCUCGAUUUUACGGAUUAUUCGUCGCGUAUCGUUCAUCCGCUCGUUCGGGUUUUGGAUAAUCAUCCCGAUUUGCGACCACAUGCCAUCCAAACACUUUGUUCGUUGAUGGUUCAACUGGGCAAAAAGUAUCUCGUCUUUGUGCCACUUGUGAAUCGGAUCCUGUCGAAGCAUCGCAUCCCCUCAAACGAAUACACGAAGCUCCUGACAAAGUUGCAGAACAAUACGACACUUUGCUUGGACGAUGAAUUCCGUUUGCGGCAACAGCGGUUCAGAAAUCGCGAAAUUAGCAUCGGCAGUUCGGACACGACAAUUCGCAAACUGAACGUCAUGGGAGCGGAUCUCAAGGAGGCAUGGCAGGCAGCGCGGCGUGUUUCCAAAGACGAUUGGCUCGAGUGGUUGCAACGAUUUUCCUCGAGUUUGUUGAAGGAGUCACAAAGUCCGGCAUUGCGUUCGUGUCGUUCGGUGGCGCAAAAUUACCCGCAUCUCCUAAGGGAUUUGUUUAAUGCCGCUUUUGUGUCGUGCUGGACCGAAUUGAGUGACGAGAUGAAGAAGGAACUUGCGGCAAGUUUGCAACAAGCGUUGAUGGUGCCCGAUUUGCCGGAAGUUACGCAAACGAUUCUUAAUCUCGCGGAAUUUAUGGAGCAUUGUGAGCGGGAUUUCCUACCGAUUGACACGAAAUUGUUGGGAGAUCGGGCGAUGGAGUGUCGGGCAUAUGCGAAGGCAUUGCAUUACAAAGAGGAAGAAUUUAAGAGGAACAAGGAGAAGGAAAAGGAUAAGGAAAAAGAAAAGGAUCGUCAUCAAGUGUUUGAAAAUUUGAUUUUGAUCAAUAAUAAGUUGCAACAAAAGGAAGCAGCGGAAGGAUUGCUGGAGUAUGUUAUGGCAAAUAGAAAUUCGUCUGAGGAAAUGAAGGUCCAAGUUCGUUGGUACGAAAAACUCCACAACUGGGACAAAGCUCUUGUCUUGUACCAAGAAAAGCUGAACCACAAUCCAAAUGAUACCGAAUCCUGCUUGGGUCACAUGCGUUGCUUAGAAGCGCUCGGCGAAUGGGGCGAACUCGAUUCCGUUGCUCGUGAAAAAUGGGAUUUACUCACGAACGAAGAACGCAGCAGCAUGGGAGGUCUUGCUGCGACCGCUGCCUGGGGCUUAAACGACUGGGAACAGAUGCAAAAGUACGUUUCUUGCAUCCCUGAAGAGACACAAGACGGAUGUUUCUAUCGUGCGGUCCUUUGUGUUCAUCAUGGCGACUUUGAAAUGGCUCAACGUUUAAUUGACGACACUCGUGACUUGCUGGACACGGAAUUGACGUCGAUGGCGGGCGAAAGUUACGAACGUGCCUACGGAGCAAUGGUUUGCGUUCAAAUGUUGGCCGAACUCGAGGAAGUGAUUCAAUACAAACUUAUUCCGGAACGAAGGGAGACAAUUCGAAGCAUGUGGUGGAAACGAUUGCAAGACGGACAGCGAUUGGUUGAGGAUUGGCAACGAAUUAUUCGUGUACAUUCGUUAGUUGUGAGUCCGGAAGAGGAUGUUCACACGUGGUUGAAAUACGCAUCACUUUGUCGCAAGAACGGGUCGUUCAAGUUGUCCCACAAGACGUUGACGAUGCUUUUGGGCACUGAUCCGUCAGCAAAUCCGGGUGCUUCGAUACCAACAAGACAGCCCCAAGUCACGUUCGCUUACUGCAAACACUUGUGGAUGGUGGGCGAGACAGAAAAAGGUGACAAAACCGAAAGUUUGCAAGCUUUCGAGCAACUUGGACGCUUCGUGAACACUUUUAGCUUGGAACAUAGUGUCGCCGGAGAAGAUAUCAAAGACGAAAAUCGUCGAUUACUGGCUCGGUGCUACAUGAAACUCGGUUUAUGGCAAUAUCGCUUGCAAGGUAUGACCGAUCACAACUUGAAAGGUAUCUUGGGUAGUUAUGAAAAAGCCACCAAAUACGAUCCCAAUUGGUACAAAGCCUGGCACUCGUAUGCCUACAUGAAUUUCAAGGUGAUGCAGCAACAAAAGCAAUCCGAAAACUCGCAAUCCAGCACGAAUCAGAUGGAUUUCAACAGAAAUUCCAAGGAAAAAGUGAUGAUUGUGCAAUAUGCUGUGCCAGCGGUGAACGGCUUCUUCCGUUCCAUCAAUUUAUCGCAAGGAAAUUCGCUGCAAGACACUUUGCGACUUCUAACUUUGUGGUUCGACUAUGGACAAUCGUCCGAAAUGUACGAUGCUCUUGUGAACGGCAUGCGAAUCAUUCAGAUUAACACGUGGCUCCAAGUUAUUCCGCAGUUAAUUGCGAGAAUCGAUACUUCACGCAAGCUAGUGGGGCAGUUAAUCCAUCAGUUGCUUAUUGAUAUCGGAAAAUCGCAUCCACAAGCGUUGGUUUAUCCGUUAACGGUGGCUUCCAAGUCGGCAUCGAUCGCUCGCAAAAAUGCCGCCCACAAAAUUCUAAGCUCGAUGUGCGAACAUUCGCAUACGUUGGUCGAGCAGGCACUCAUGUGCAGUGAGGAACUCAUUCGUGUCGCGAUUUUGUGGCAUGAACAAUGGCACGAGGGCUUGGAAGAGGCGUCGCGAUUGUAUUUCGGCGAACGAAACAUCAAGGGAAUGUUUGAAACGUUGGAGCCGUUACAUGCGAUGUUGGAGCGGGGACCCCAGACGUUGAAAGAAACUUCGUUUAAUCAAGCUUACGGCAGGGAAUUGGCUCAAGCGCAGGAGUGGUGUAACCAUUAUAAGAACACUCAAAAUACAAGAGACCUCAACCAAGCAUGGGACCUCUACUAUCACGUUUUCCGUCGAAUUUCGAUUCAAGUGCGGCAAUUAACAUCCCUGGAGCUGCAAUACGUGAGUCCCAAGCUCCUAGCGUGUCGCGAUCUAGAGUUGGCAGUGCCCGGUAGUUACGUUCCUGGUCAAGAUUUGAUCCGUAUCGCGAGUAUUCAGACAAAUCUUCAGGUCAUUCAAUCGAAACAACGACCCAGAAAAUUAAGCAUUCAUGGUUCCAAUGGCAAAGUUUACAUGUUUUUGCUAAAAGGUCAUGAAGAUUUGCGUCAAGAUGAGCGUGCCAUGCAGUUGUUCGGAUUGGUGAAUACUUUAUUGCUGCAGGAUCAGGACACAUUUAGACGAAAUUUGACAAUCCAAAAGUACGCAGUCAUUCCGUUGAGCACAAAUUCUGGGUUGAUUGGUUGGGUGCCGCAUUGCGACACGCUUCAUACGUUGAUUCAAGAGAACAGGCAGAAAAAGAAGAUUACCGUUAAUAUUGAACAUAAAAUUAUGUUGCGAAUGGCACCGGAUUAUGAUCAUUUGACGCUCAUGCAAAAGGUCGAAGUCUUUGAAUACGCACUAGAGCUGACGAAAGGCGAUGACUUGGAAAAACUCUUAUGGCUCAAAAGCCCCUCAUCCGAAGCCUGGUUCGAUCGUCGUACAAAUUACACUCGUUCCCUCGCUGUCAUGUCCAUGGUCGGCUACAUUCUCGGCCUGGGCGAUCGUCAUCCCUCGAACCUCAUGCUCGAUCGUUUAAGUGGCAAAAUCGUGCACAUCGAUUUCGGUGAUUGCUUCGAAGUUGCCAUGAAUCGCGAAAAGUUCCCCGAAAAAUUCCCCUUCCGCCUGACCCGAAUGCUCAUCAACGCCAUGGAAGUAACGGGUAUCGACGGCACUUAUCGUCGCACCUGCGAAAGUGUCAUGCACGUGCUGCGACGCAACAAAGACUCGUUAAUGGCAGUGCUGGAAGCUUUCGUUUACGAUCCGCUGCUGAACUGGAGACUUUUGGACGACAGAUCGCAUAGAUCGCGUGGCGGCGGAAAUGCUGAUGCUGCCGUUGACAGUUUGAGUGGUAGUGGCGACGAAACAAUCGCAAUGGAUCUCGCUAGUUUGACAAAUCGCGGAAAUGAAGCGCUGAAUAUGACGGGAGGCGGAGAUAAUGGAGGCAUGCCGGCGGAAGUGACGAAUAAGAAAGCACGUCAAAUCGUGGAUCGGGUGAAGCAAAAGCUGACGGGACAAGAUUUCCAGAAGGAAGAAACGAUUUCGGUGAAUCGACAAGUUGACUUGUUGAUCCAACAAGCGACAAACAAUGAAAAUUUAUGCCAAUGUUACAUCGGGUGGUGUCCGUUCUGGUAA